This is a messenger RNA of Actinia tenebrosa (Australian red waratah sea anemone), 2762 nucleotides long. RefSeq names its product peroxidasin. The record is from RefSeq and is a predicted model, not a curated record. Gene Ontology annotation, molecular function: heme binding; peroxidase activity. Gene Ontology annotation, biological process: response to oxidative stress. Lineage: Eukaryota; Metazoa; Cnidaria; Anthozoa; Actiniaria; Actiniidae.
UUCGUUCGCCCAGUUGCCCUGUUGGUCCAUGAUGAGGUUUCAAUUUCUUCUCCUCCUCCUGAUCGCUUCGGCCUUCUGUGCUUCUAGUUCAUCAGAAGAAGAAAAUAAAUUUUCUAAGAUUGAAGAUAUUUCUCAAGAAGAUGGUUUUCAAGAUGACGAAACCGAUCAAAUUCCUAAACUUGAAGAUGUUGAUGAUGAAGAAGACGAUUUUCAAGGUUCUGUGUCAGACUGGAAAAUAAAGCUCAAAUCAGUGCAAGAUGUUCCUGGCCUCACCGACAAGAUGUUGACGGAAGCGAUCGAUGAAGCUAAGAGAGAGACAGAAGAGGAUGAAAAACGUACUCCUCGUCAAAAGAGCGUCGCUUUACAGUCACAUUACAAACGAUUCGUACCAGACCUAGAACCUGCUCGAAUCGGCGCCAUGGUCAUGGAGAGAACUGUAAAACGACUAGCCACUAAACUCAGGUUGAGCGAAAGAGAAGCUGCACAAGCACUUGUGGGUCUGCAAAGUGAUCAUCUGCAACAGCUAUACGAUGAUAAAGAGGAGAAUGAUUACGUACACAAUCAACGCCAUUUCAAUACCUAUCGCACCAUCACUGGCAAAUAUAACAAUCUCUAUCACGUUAAGUGGGGGAGUGCACGAACUCCUUUCAGACGCCUUAUUCGACCAGCUUAUGGAAAUUGUAUUUCCACGCCUCGGCUCGCAAGGGGUUCUGGGAAACUUCCCAACGCGCGUAAAGUCAGUUUAAUAGUCUUCAAGAAUAGAAAUAUCAACUCAGUUAAAAUGUCACACAUGGCGAUGAUCUGGGGUCAGUUCCUAGAUCAUGAUAUCACUAUUGGGGCACAACCUGAUGUCGACUGCACCGGGACCUGCGGUUUGUCUGGAGAAUGUUUCGGGAUACCCGUUCCUGUUGGUGACAAGCCAUUCAGAAGUAAAGGGAAAACUUGUAUCGAGCUUAAGCGUGAUGUACCAGUGGUAGUAAGACGUUCCACGUUAUCAUACCGCGAGCAAGUAAACCUCAAGUCUGCAUACAUUGAUGCCUCGCAGAUAUACGGAGAUGACCCGACGGUUUUCCGAGACCUGCGCCGCUCUGGAACUCCUUUUCUUCGAGAUCGAAAACAUCCCAAGGGCAGAAGUUUUAAGAAUUUGUUGCCUAAACAAAUUGGGGGCUUCUGUCGAACCUCGAACGUGAAAACGAUGCCAUGUUUCAAGGCUGGAGAUGAAAGAACCAAUGAAAAUCCAGGCUUAGGCUCCAUGCACACGAUAUGGCUUCGAGAACACAACCGCAUCGCUACUGAAUUGAAGAAAAAGAACUCCCACUGGACAGCAGACACAGUUUUCUAUGAAACGCGUAAAAUAGUCGGUGCCAUGGUACAGCAUAUCACCUACAACGAGCUCUUGCCUCUCAUACUGAACCGAAGAACGAGAAACGCUUUUGACCUGGUUCGGAAAACGAAAGCGUUUUAUUAUGGAUACAACCCGAUUAUUGAUGCAACGAUCUCUAAUUCCUUCGCCGCGGCCGCCUAUCGCUUUGGACAUAGUCUAGUCCAAAACAAGCUUAACCGGUUUGGCAGGAAUUACCGGAAGAUCAAUCCCUCUAUCUCAAUGAACCGGUUCCUUGACCCAACCUUCCUCUACCAGACAAACAAGGGGGGAAUAGACUCUAUUUUACGAGGCCUUGCGAAGGACAGGUCGCAAAAAGUUGACAGAUUUUUCGCCAAAGCAGUUCAGGAACAGCUUGUGCGUGGUCCAGGAGACUUAGCUGAUCUAGCGGCCUUGAACAUCCAGCGAGCAAGAGAACGUGGCAUACCUGGCUACAACGAGUAUCGAAAAUGGGCUGGCCUGAAAAAAAUCACAAGCUUUCAACAACGGAGAACCUCCAUUCCACUGGUUAGAUUGAGGAUUUUGAAGAAAGUUUACAAACACCCAGAUGAUAUUGAUCUCUUUGUGGGUGGGUUGUACGAGAAGCCGUUACGAGGUGCAGUUCUGGGAAGAGUAUUCAGCUUCAUACUUGCUGAUCAAUUCCAACGCCUGAGACGCGGUGAUCGGUUUUGGUACGAGAACCCAGGAGUAUUUACAGCUAGGCAGUUGAAAGAGAUCCGAAAAGUGAGGUUGUCGAACGUCAUCUGUCGCAACAGUGAUGGUAUUCGCCGUAUUCAACGUUGGGCACUGAGGCGGCAAAAGAAGCCCGUGGCAUGCUCUACCCUCCUAAGAUAUUCAAUGAACUUGAACAAGUGGAGGUCAUUACCUAUUUACUCUUAAAUCAGGGCAACUUCACGAUGACAUCACCAUACUGCAAAUACCAGAAUCCUUGUUGUCACUUUCCCAUUGUUCUACCUUAAUGGUCCCUUAACUGGAUUUCCAGAAACGUAAUGUCCUGUAUCAUAAAGCCCUUCGAAUGAAAUUCUUACCUUGAGCUUGAUUUGUGUGUUUUACUCCUAAUAUAAUAAGCCCUAAGAUUUCAGAGCACUUUAAUCUAUGAGAUGAGAAGGAUUUCCAGUCGUGUUUUCACUUACCAUAUCUAAACAAUAUUCCCUUAAAACCUCCCCCCUCCCCCACAUUUUUAUCAAGUAUGAAAAGUCUGGUAGUAGUAGUAGAUGCGUCAUGAUACAGUACAACGCAUUUUAAAAUUAAAAAUUAAAAUUAAACUUGGCCUUAAUUAAAGUAAAGCCGUAAAUGGAAUGGUUAAGAUAAAAUUUAGUAUAGAUAACAUUGGUUACAGUAAUGAGUAAAUAAGAGUGAAUAAAGAGCACAUUCAAAUCGA